Molecule: messenger RNA, 3881 nt
Organism: Daphnia pulex (common water flea)
Lineage: Eukaryota; Metazoa; Arthropoda; Branchiopoda; Diplostraca; Daphniidae
Product: proteoglycan 4-like
Exons: 5
Coding region: 271-3030 (919 amino acids)
Cellular component (GO): extracellular region
Molecular function (GO): chitin binding
Source: RefSeq, a predicted model, not a curated record
UCGGCCGCCACUCUCUCAUCCGUCCCUCUCUAUACAUGUGCUGCAGCUCUCUCGAUCCCUUUUUCGGAAGCGACAUUCAUCUCAACUACAACUACAUCUAUCGCGAGUGCGGCUAUACACUGUGCUGGGGGAUUUGGCGCUGGAUUAACCGGAGGCAAAUUUCAUACUUCCAGGGAAUCUUUGGCGCGUGUAUAGACAAAGUGACGGCAGCCAAUAAAGUUCAUUUUGGCUUCCCAGCUGUUUCCCUACAUCCAGCUAGCGGCCAAUUCCAUGGCACUCUUCCAUCAGCAUCCGCAAGAUUCCACCCUAUCGUACGAUGGAGGUUUCGGCUCACGGACAUGGUCGAACAUGAUGGUGAUGUGGCUGCUGUUGAUUUCUAUGGCUGUAAUCGGAUCCAGCGAAGCGGCCGGAACGAGGACGACAUUCGCCGGUAACCGAUUGCCCGACAUCGUGCCCGGUGUUCCCGGCGUUGACUAUCCGGUAGCGUCGCGCGUUCCCGCCACGCUUCGGUUCCAAUGCGACCAACAAGAUUACCCGGGAUUCUUCGCCGAUCCAGAAACUGGUUGCCAGGUUUUCCACGUUUGUCGUGACAACAAGAAAACGUCGUUCCUCUGUCCGAACGGGACGCUCUACCAUCAGCGCUUCUUCGUUUGCGACUGGUGGUUCAAUGUCGACUGUUCCAAAUCCGUUGGACUGUACCCGCUCAACAAAGAUGUCAUCCAACGGCACGAGCAACAACCUCAAGAUCGCCGACUGGAAGGAUCAACCCAACCGCAAGUCGCCGCCGCCGCCGAACGCAGUAGCAGUUCGCCGUAUUUCCAGGAGCCGACGCCGACGCCAUCUUUCGCUCGAUUCGACAAGCGCGAAGUGUCGGAACCGACGUUCCAGGAAUGGGCGUCGCGACAUAUUCCGCUGUCGAAACCAUCUGACACGGCCAACUUCAAGACGACUCGAGCCGGAACGGAUUGGGUUCCCGGUAAUCGACCGAGAGCUCCUGACGUCACGGUCCCGUUCUACGAGUCGCCUUUCAAAACACUGGCGUCCACUUCGGGGACUGACGUUAGCCGAGACCCGUGGUCACCCACUGUGACGUCGCCGUCCAGCCGAUAUGAGUCCUCAUCCGAUUACGGCCGCGAUAAUUUGAAGAGUAAAGAAGAGUAUCCCAUAUCAACGUCGUUGUUGCCGGAUAAGUGGUUGCUGCUGGCCCAGGAUCCUGACUUCCUUAACAAUAUCGCUUGGGGUGCACAAUUGCACAUUCUCAAUAAAACGAGAGGCUCGGGUUACCUGCGAACCAAGCCGAAUAAUAACCGCAAGCCAAUAAAUCAGCAAGAGCUGGAGUCGCAUCCGUUCCAGGGUUUCAGGUCAAACCCCACCAGCAAAAGUCCUUCAAAUGACCGUUCCAGUAUUCGUAUUGAACCCAAUACCCACCAAGAACGUCAACCCGAACGACAACCCGACAGACCAUCCGAGCGCCAACCUGAGCGCCAACCUGAGCGCCAACCUGAACGCCAAUUCGAACGCCAAUUUGAACGCCAAUUUGAACGCCAAUUUGAACGCCAAUUCGGUCGUCAACCGGAGCGUCAAUUUGAACGUCAACCCGAACAUCAACCCGAACGUCAACCCGAACGUCAACCUGAACGUCAACCCGAACGUCAACCCGAACGUCAACCCGAAAGACAACCCGAAAGACAACCCGAAAGACAACCCGAACGUCAACCCGAACGCCAGUUCGAGCGACAACCAGAACGUCAAUUUGGACGCCAACCUGAACGUCCUACACCUCCAUUUGUUCCGAGCUCUUUACUUAGCGUAUCGAAAGAACAACAGGAACAGGAGGAGAAGAACAGCAUCUACUGGAAACCUUUCCCGAGUACUAGUAAUCCAAAUUCAAUCGUUCACAUUUCCACCACUAGCCGACCCAUCCAGCUUCCGGUGAGCACCGCUGUACACUACAGCAGUCCUCCUAUCCGACCGGUUCAACAAAAGACGACGUAUGCGGCUCCGCCGAAACCUACUCCAACGACGAUCUAUGCCACAACGAAACAGCAGCCCAAAUUACCAUCACCUUACCAGGCAACCAAGACGACCGUCUACGUGAAAAAGCCCUGGGUCACUACUCCCGCCGGUUAUACUUACGGCAGCACCAAGCCGAAACAACUGAAGAAACAACAAUAUUACUACUCUACUUCAUCGGCUGUGGGUGCGGCCUCUUCUCCGUCCUAUCAAACAGCGUCCUAUCAGACGGCGGCGUACCCAACGGCGUACCCAACGGCGUACCCAACUCCCGCAUACCAAGUGGUCCUGACCGGCGGAUCGGAUUAUCAGGUGACCAGUGUCCUGACUCGACCUGCACCGCCAGCAGCGCGCUCACCUGCUCCAACAACAACCCAUCCGUUACAGCAGAAAUCUCCUGCGUUGCGGAAUACGCCGCUAUUAGUGCAGCCGCAGAAGUUAAUUCCGCUCUCAAUCUUGCUGCCGCUGGAGCCGCAUCCUUCCACCAAUCAGCAUCUGCCGUACACCAAUCAGAGAUCCCAGCAGCAGCCGGUCACUCGGCCACUGCAAACUGUUCGACCUCAGACACCGUGGCCGACUCAACCUUCCCCGAUCAUCAUUCCACUUCACAACAGUAGAAGCGACACUUUCCGGCCGUCGGAAUUGGUCAAAAUGUCCGUUCCGAUGCGGCCUUCCUUGUUACUUUCGUCGACCGGACCUUCCUCCAGUUCGCCUUUCGAGUUUGAACCGACCCAGCACCGCGAAUGGGAGUCGUCGGUCACGCCCACAGCAGCGUCAUCUUCCAUAAAUUACCAAACGUCCGCCAGCACUAAUAACAAUCACUUUGACACGUUCCCCCCAACACCCCAACAGGAUGGACGUCACAUUGCGACCGUUAUCACCGGUAAACUGAAACCGGUUAAUGUGUUUCCAACUGAAGCGACCGAUAGUGCCGGCAGCAAUAAUAGCGACGACAUCCGCUCGUUUGUCGUCCGGCCAAGGAACCCCAUCACGCUGGCCUCUUCCUCGGCUCAAUGAUGAUCGUUAAUGGCUCUGAUCGCUGCGCGUUGGGGCGAAAAACUGUUUGUGUAUACAUCACAUUAAGCCAUAUUAAUCGACACAUAAUCAAGCAGAUCCCUAUGUUAUUUGGCAGGGUAUAUAAUUUCAUGAAUCACUCACUCAUUCAUCAUAGUGUCGUUUUUUUUCCAUUGUUUCUCCCCACGAUUUUUUUCUAAAUAAUUCUCUUCGCUUUUUGAAAUGGUGAAUAAUGGAUUUCUGUUUGUUACAUUCCUGCAGAUCUUUCAAAUGAAUAAUAGGUCCCCCAAAAGUAUAAUCGGACGAAAAUCUGCACUUUAGACAAACACGGUGAAAAAGUCAUUCAUCCCAAUCCUAUAAAUACGUUUUGUAUACUAACUGAUGUUGUACUCUUUUGUCCGGUGUUCGUGAACUGUACCAUAUUAACUUUUUUUUAACGGCGUUUUCAAAUCUCCCGCGGUCUCUUCUCUUCCAAUUUAUUAACCAGUCGACCACUCUACACGCAUCGCACAACAAGCAUAAGAUUUUGUUUCCUUUUGUUAUUCCCUUUCUCUUCCUUCUUUCACUUUUUUUAAAAACCAAAUCGCUGGUUUUUUUGUUCUUUUUGGGUUUUUUUAUUUUUGAAAGUUACGCACUUAGCAGCACGUUAUUAUUAUUACUAGAGAGAGUUGUAGAACGACUUGCUCGCACAUAUAAAUAUACGCACAUAGUGACAUGCAGAACUAUUCCAUAACCUAUCCCAGACAGUAUUAACACACCCAAAAGUCUGUUCUAUAUCCCAUAAUAUAUUCCCAUCAUAAACGAGCAAGCCCCCGCUGAAAAUGAAUAAAUACACACAACAUUUUUCCGAGUCA